UGGGCGCUUGGCCAUGUUGUUGUGGGGAGCAGGGGAGGCCUCCCCCCCUAUCCAUGGGCGAAGCAAGUGAGUGAGGCGAACGGUCAAGAUACAUUCCCCCGCCACGGGCUAGCUCGCCGUCGGCCCCCGCGCGCCUAUAAGUAACCGGCCAUGCAUUGCUUGCCGCACACCAGAUAAUAGACACACACACACAAGCGCAGAGCAAGCGAGGUCGGUCACUGGAUUGAUCCAUUGGUACGUGCUAGCUAGCUGCUCUCGAUUGAUUAUGGCCGGCCAUGGAGAGAAGAGCGGCGGCGGCGGCGGCCUCUACGCCGUGCUCGGCGUCGCCAGCGACUGCUCCGCCUCCGAGCUGCGCAGCGCCUACAAAAAGCUCGCCAUGAAAUGGCACCCGGACAAGUGUGCGGAUGCGGGCUCCUCCGGCGGGGGCUCGGAGGCGGCCAAGGCGCGGUUCCAGAAGAUCCAGGGAGCAUAUGCAGUUCUCUCGGACCCCAACAAGCGCAUCCUUUAUGACGUCGGUGCCUACGACAGCGACGGCGACGAUGACGGUGCAGGCGAAAUUCUCGGAGACAUCCUCGAGGCGAUGAACCAGACGGUCCCACACGAGAACGGGGAAGGAGAUAGCUUGGAGGAACUGCAGACGCAGUUCGAGGAGCUGUUCCUGAGACCGGACGCCUACGCUCGGCCGUCCAAGCCAUCGUCGUCAUCCUUCAGUUCCGGGGACGACGCUUGUAAGUCGUCAAAGAGAGUGGCGGGGAGCAGGAAGCAGUAGAAGAAGAUGGAUCUAGAACUCGUGGACGUGUGGGUGGAGAAAGAGGCAGCAGGACGUCUGCUAAUUCCGGCCGUCUCGAUCGCGGCCAUGAACGCGGUCGAUUAGAAGCUCACAAGCCAAUUAUUAGAAGCCCACAAGCGGGAGUGGGGAGGGAAGGGGAGUAUGUGCGUUAGGUAGUCUCCUUAGUAAGUUUUUCUCUGUCUCUCUUGAGGCGAUUUCUCUUGGAUCUCAGAUGUCUUGGGUUCAUCUUUGCCUGUGUUCUCGUCCUCCAGCGAAUGAUUCCAGCGAACGGCAAGACAACCCAAGGCCGGAUCCCCUUUUUCUCUUCCCUUCCUCCAAUAAUCCAUCAGUUCGUCUUCCAUUUGCCUGGUGUCCUAUUUUUUUUCCCUUCCUUGCUGCUGGCUCAAGAUUUCUCCCCAAUAGAUCCGGUGUUCUUCAAACUGGUUCUUGGCUUAUGCCGGUCAUGGAGGUGCUACUCGAUGUGAUUAGGCAGGUUCCUGGUCCCUGGCGUGGAGGCUCCAUAACGUCAGAUCUGGGAGUUGCCUGCUGCCUGGAAGCCGUCUUGGGGUGGUGGGGAGUUCGGCUGGCAUGGGGCUCUGACCUCUGUGUCAUCCCUUUGCUGUUCGAAAUCUUCAGCUCCUCUCACCUUUCAUGUAUGGUGGCUUGGCCCGGCCCUAUCAUUCCAGUAGCCAGCGGGUGGAAUGAGGUUGCUCUGAUUUUCAGAGCUUGAUGGGGAAUCAGAUGAUUGGAGGUUUGAACUUCGAUGGUUGUUGUCAUGUGUCCGAGCUUCAGGAUCUGUGUUUUAGUGUGCAUGUUGUUCUUAGCAUCCUGAAGUUUGCUUUUAGGGGUUUCAUGUGCGUCAAGUCAGGGUGUUUCUUUUGCAUCUUGGAGAUAAGAGCAGUUGUUUAUCUUGCUGAAGUUGGUGAUUCUUGCUGGUUCGGGUUGAUUCACCCGUGGCAGGUGAGAGGUGAGAGAGCGACUGUUGUUGAUUCCCAGAUCAAACGGGCGAGGAAGUUUUAGGUUGAGCUCGGUGUUGCGUCCUCGAGAUAUACGGCUCAAUCAUUCACUACCUCUUGUCCACGUGCCCGCUCGAUCGCCGUGAGAGUCGAUGGCGUUAUGAAGGGCUUGCACCAAAGAGGCAUUCGAAGACUUCAGCUCUGGCUGCGUCCCAGAUAUCUCUCGUCUAGUCCGCCAUCAGAUUCUACUUGUAGUUUUCCCCAAUUUUAGUUUGCUAUCCUCUGUUCUUAUUUUCAGGCUAUGCAGAGUUGCAUCCAUGUACACUCUCCUUGUGACAAGAGAGGUUUGUAAUCCCUUUUGUUUAAUAUAUUUAUAUGUUUAAAAAAAAUGCCGUGACCGAGCUAGAACUGUUUCAGAUAAGCUGUGACGUGCUGGUCAUCUACAGACAGUACUGAUCCACUGAAAAAAAAAUUAAGCUGCACAAAAAGCUUGCGAAAUAAUGACUCGAAUGCGUUUUCAGCUGUCACGGUCUCGUCACUCGAAAGCGUCAUGCUGCCUGGUGGCUUAAUUAGACUCUGAGACUUCGGAGCGUGGAAGUUCACAUGCUCCCGUUUGUACUUUGCCUCCAAUUAAUAACAAAGUUUAUUAGACUA
Brachypodium distachyon (stiff brome) is the source of this 2379-nucleotide messenger RNA. RefSeq names its product chaperone protein DnaJ. NCBI's taxonomy places the organism in Eukaryota, Viridiplantae, Streptophyta, Magnoliopsida, Poales, Poaceae. Bases 266 to 769 code for a protein of 167 amino acids. The record is from RefSeq and is a predicted model, not a curated record. The transcript is spliced from 6 exons.